AUGUCCAACGAUUAUGGUUUUAACAGUGAUGAUUCCCCUAAUAAAACAAAUUCUCACUUACUACUCCCUAGCCCUAUUAUAACACGACGUAAUCGAACUGCUUCGACUUCUGAAAGAGCUUUGGGAAAUCCAUUAGAAACUGGUAAAAUAAAGUCUUUUUGUCGAGAAAAAGGCCACGGUUUCGUGACGCCUGAAAGAGGCGGCGAAGAUCUAUUUGUACAUAUUUCGGACAUUGAAGGGGAGUAUGUUCCUCUGCCAGGCGAUGAUGUGACUUACCGCCUGUGUCCUAUCCCACCCAAGUUUGAAAAGAACCAAGCUGUACAUGUCCGUAUUGUUCACCUUACCCGUGAAAAGCAUCUUAAAUGGGAUGAGCCCCCACCAAUACACCCG
Iphiclides podalirius (scarce swallowtail) is the source of this 390-nucleotide messenger RNA. The record is from the annotation of a GenBank genome assembly. Lineage: Eukaryota; Metazoa; Arthropoda; Insecta; Lepidoptera; Papilionidae.